AUGAAAUGCUCAGUCUCAGAUUUUCCGUCUUGGACACUCUGCACUCCAGAUGAGGCCCAAGGUUACGCGAAGGCCACCGCAGAAGGGUUAUAUGCCCUUCUGCCGAAUGAAAUAUUCUGGAGAGAUCGUCAGGUCUACCUGGAAGAGCAUGGAUAUCAAUUAAGACCUCGUUAUAGGCCUGGCUGGUCUCCGUCGUGGCUGGAGAUGAAUGUCACUCCUUCCUUCUGCGAGGAUUCCAUAUCAUUGCUGUGGCGCGAUGUAAUUGAUGCGACUCGCAAAGCGGACGGCGAGCUUGUGUCUCUGAAGAGCGUGGAGAAAGACGGGAGCGAAGUUACUAUUGCUCGAUUCCUCUCCCGUCCAGAACUUCGUUUGGAUCCCACGAAUCAUUGCGUUCCUAUGGUAGACAUUCUUCCUGAUCCGAUUGACUCCAAAGCAGCCAUCUUGAUUAUGCUGUAUUUGCGACCCUUCAAUGAUCCUGGUUUUGGUGCCAUUGGGGAAGUGGUUGAAUUUAUGAGACAAACGCUCGAGGGCCUUUGCUUUCUACACGACCAAGGUGUUGCGCACCGUGAUUGUGCGGCUGCAAACAUUAUGAUGGAUGCUCGUUCAUUGUACCCUCAUGGCCAUCAUCCUAUUCGCAUUGCGGCAAGUCAGGAUGGCAUACACAUGUUGGCGCCGUUAUCUCGCUCAGACUGUUCCGUCCGAUACUAUUUCAUCGACUUCGGCAUCUCCUCAUUGAUCAAAAAAGGAGAGUCUCCAUACGUUCUUGGUAGGCAAGGGAGAGACAAGGAAUUGCCAGAACUUUCCUCAGAGAUUACAUAUGAUGCCUUUAAGGUAGAUAUAUUCACUUUGGGAAACCUCUACAAGAAAGAGUUUCUCCAGGCAUACCUUGAUCUGGAAUUUCUCGAGCCUCUUGUACAGAAGAUGACCGCUCACAGUCCAGAUCAACGCCCUACUGCAGCGGUCGCUUUCGCUGUGUUUGAGAGUAUUCGACACCGACAAAGUAGUUCUCUACUACGAUGGCGUCUUCGGAGAAGGGAUGAAACUGCCCCUGAGCGCGUGGUAUAUGAUACCAUGGCUGCUGCGCGGGAGGGAAUAUACCGCUUGAGGCAUUUCGUAAGGUAG
Molecule: messenger RNA, 1122 nt
Organism: Sparassis crispa
Lineage: Eukaryota; Fungi; Basidiomycota; Agaricomycetes; Polyporales; Sparassidaceae
Exons: 5
Coding region: 1-1122 (373 amino acids)
Biological process (GO): protein phosphorylation
Molecular function (GO): protein kinase activity; ATP binding
Source: RefSeq, a predicted model, not a curated record